AUGAAUAUUUUAUAUUGGUUGAAAUAUAUCACAACAUUUAUAUGUAUUUUAUUAUUAGCUAUAUAUACAUAUAUAAAAUCACGUCUUUUUGGUAAUAAAAAACGUCAACCACCAUUACAUAAUCGAGAUAGUAAAAUUGCCAUAGUUGGAGGUGGAAUUGGUGGUGUUGGUGCUGCAUAUGCUUUGCUUCGUAGUGGAUAUACAAAUGUAACAAUAUAUGAAAAACAUGAUCAGCUUGGUGGUAAUGCUAAAACACAUAUUUGGCAAAUUAAUAAUAAGAAUAUUACAACUGGACUUUCGGUAUUAGCAUGGCCAGAAAUAUUUCGUAAUUAUAUGCGUUUAUUAAAUGAAUUAAAUAUUAAAACAACUACAGUUGAAUUACCAUUUUUUAUUGAUAAUAAAGAAGAAAAUACUAUAUUUGCUCAUGGAAAACAACAUAUUAAUGCUCAAAAAUAUAAUAAUGAUUUAAAACGUUGGAUUAGUAUGAUUAAUACUAUUAAAUAUGUAUCUAAAUUUUUUCAUGGUAAAGAAAUAUCUAUAUAUCAUUUUUCGUUUUUAAAUCCUUUUAAUUAUAUUUCAAUAAAAUUUUUAAGUUUAUUAUUUGGUAUAUCAAAUCAUUUUUGGAAUAAUAUUGUUGUACCUAUGUAUGCAUCAACAUUUUUAUCAACAAAAUUAUCAUUUAUUCCAUCAUCUAUUCUUCCCAUUGUUGAUGAUAUGAUAUCUCUAGAACCAAAUCGUAUACCAACCAUGCAAACAUGGUCACAAACAUCAGUAGAUGUAUUUAAUAAAAUGACAAAAGAUGCUAUUAUUAAAACAAAUUCACAAGUUAAAAGUGUUUAUAUUAAACGAAAUAAAUAUAAUCAAAUAAUGAUUUCUAUUAAUAAUGAAAAUAUAAUAUAUGAUCGAAUUAUAUUUGCAUGUAAUAGUCAAGCAACAAUUAAUGCAUUAAAUAAUGGUAAUACAAAAAUUUCAUUAUUAUUAAAAAUAAUGUUAUCUAAUAUAACAUAUAGUGAUGAUGAUGAUACAAAUUUAUUAGAUGGAAUUAUUCAUCGUGAUAUAAAUAUUCUACCAAUGAAAUAUGCUGAUGAUUUACGUAGGAAAUAUGCUAAUUAUAUUGAUGUAAAAUAUGAUAAAAAGAAUAAAAUAUUUUAUCAUUAUAAUACAUUUAUUUUAAGUUCUUGGUUACCUAAUGUAAAUGCUAUAUUAGAAGAAAAUCAAUUAGAACAUAACAAAAUGGAACCAAUGUUAGUUACUUAUGCAUCCUAUAAUCAACCAGCUCCACAAAUUGAUGAAAAGAAAAUUUAUGGAAAAGUAGAUAAUCGACGUGCACAUCCUAAUCUAUCAUUACGUAAUCAAACAAUUUCAUUAUUAAUACGAUUAGUACAAGGAGAAAA
Molecule: messenger RNA, 1394 nt
Organism: Rotaria sordida
Lineage: Eukaryota; Metazoa; Rotifera; Eurotatoria; Philodinida; Philodinidae
Source: the annotation of a GenBank genome assembly